This is a messenger RNA of Populus nigra (black poplar), 1279 nucleotides long. Its product is annotated as disease resistance protein Pik-1-like. The transcript is spliced from 3 exons. The coding region runs from base 822 to 1046 and encodes 74 amino acids. NCBI's taxonomy places the organism in Eukaryota, Viridiplantae, Streptophyta, Magnoliopsida, Malpighiales, Salicaceae. The record is from RefSeq and is a predicted model, not a curated record.
GAAAAUCUUGAAUAGCUAGCAUAACUUUCGUUGCGCAUAUAGAUAAAUUAUAUAGGAAAAUAAUUUUUGUGAAAUUGUGAUAAUGGAGUUGGACGGAGAAGUUUUAACGUGCUCUUUAAUCACCCGAGUUUUAACUGUAACUGUAAAGUCUUGAAAAAUUCUACUUCUUUCUUUUACAGUGCACUACGCGUUAAUGCUUUUAAAAAGAGCUCUCCUAACAAAAAUUGUUAGCUUUAAGGAAUAUUGGCGGUGCCCCACAAUUAAUUAUAAUUAAUGGCUCACAAGCUAGAGACAUGCCCAGUAACCAAGUAAUCCAAGUUCAUCAAUGAUACUCCAAGCUCCUUCAAUGGUAAUCGUGGAUUCUUACUGGUAAUUGGUGAUGAUUAUUUUGGUUACGUACGGGAAAUGAUGAACUAAUUAUGAUAACAGUGACUUCGUCGUCUUGGCAAAUUACGUUGUUGCUGAAAUCGUCAAUACAUGGAAAUGGUAUGGAAGACCUCAGUGGACUGCGAUACCCUUCAGUAAAGAUGACAAGUUUGCACAUGGUGGUGAAUCAGAAUCUCUCUAGAAAAACAGCACAUCGGCACUGACCCCCCACCCCUCUUUUUUUGACAUGGACACCUCGUCCGCCUGGAACUAGCCAUGUGCUAAUGCUCUCCUUCUUCAGUCUAUAUAUAGUCGAGUGAGAGUGAGCCCUUGGUGCUCUUUUAUGCUGUUUUCAUUAACUUCUUUUUAACGUUUGCCAUACUCUGUUUGCGUUUCUUUUCUUCUUCUACCUGGAGAUCACACGAAUCAUCAUCAUCCAGGACUGAUCAAACAGAAUGAAGCAAGUGAUCGUGUUCAAGGUUCAGAUGGCAUGUGGGAAAAGCAGGGUCAAGGCUCGCACGGUGGUGGCAAAAGCUUGUGGAGUGAACUCUCUGGCAUUACAAGGAGACGACAGAAUCGUGGUCUCUGGAGAUGGGAUUGAUGCAGCCCAUUUGACAUACUGCUUGAGGAAAAAAGUUGGGCAUACUGAUAUUAUCAGCAUUAUGCUCAUGCACCAGUAAACAUGUCAAUGCUACCUACAAAUGGCCAUGUAUAUAUCAUGACCACAUCAUUCAUUAUAGUAUACAUAUUUAGCUUUGAUUAACCUCUAAGUCUAUUCUCUGGGGAAGCUUUAAGAUGUUGAUAGAGAAAAUCAGCAACAGUAAUUAACUUCCUGCAGCCAGUAUUUCCUUUUCUUUUCAACCAUGUAGUACUCUACUUCUAAUCAAUGAAAAGUGUAGCUUUGUUAGCAAAA